Messenger RNA from Contarinia nasturtii (swede midge), 2718 nucleotides. RefSeq names its product DNA polymerase eta (gene DNApol-eta). Gene Ontology annotation, cellular component: replication fork; site of double-strand break; nucleus. Gene Ontology annotation, molecular function: damaged DNA binding; DNA-directed DNA polymerase activity. Bases 144 to 2558 code for a protein of 804 amino acids. The record is from RefSeq and is a predicted model, not a curated record. The transcript is spliced from 6 exons. NCBI's taxonomy places the organism in Eukaryota, Metazoa, Arthropoda, Insecta, Diptera, Cecidomyiidae. Gene Ontology annotation, biological process: response to radiation; error-prone translesion synthesis.
UUGAAAUAUAUUGUUUGUUGAUCAAGUAGCUUUUGGCAAUAUAGGAAUGCUUAUAGUAGUAUAUAUAGGGUUUGAACUUGUUGUGAAUAUUUACUAAAAUAAAAUCAAUUUCUUUGUAUAUAAGUAAUUUUGAUUAAACGAAAAUGUCAAAGCCCCAAACUAGUAUCAACAACAAAUAUGAUCGACUCAUCGCACUUAUUGAUAUGGAUUGCUUCUACUGUCAAGUGGAGGAGCAAUUGAAUCCAGAACUCAAGGGAAAACCAAUUGCAGUUGUACAAUACAAUGCAUGGCGAGGCGGUGGUAUUAUCGCGGUAAAUUACCCGGCCAGAGCCAAAGGGGUAACUCGGCACAUGCGAGGCGAUGAAGCUAAAGAGCAAUGUGAAGAUAUUGAAUUGGUAAAGGUGCCGAACAUUCGUGAGAAAGCGGAUUUGUCAAAAUAUCGAAAUGCUGGAAAGCAAGUGGCAACCGUUUUGCAAACUUAUACACCACUGUUGACUCGUGCCAGUGUCGAUGAAGCGUAUUUGGAUCUUACAGAACAAGUACAAAAAAGACUAGUAGAUAUGAAUAAGGGUAAAUUUUCUUUGCAACCAAAUGCACUGAAAAAUACAUAUGUCGUUGGUUAUGACAGCAUUGCUGAGUAUGUACAGGACAUUUCGGAGCGAAUAAGCACAAAAGCUGAUGAAGACAAUGAAGAAUUGGCUCACGUUCCAGAGGAAGAUCGGAAGGCGUAUCGAAAAAGUGACAUAAAACUAUUGAUAGCAUCGUCGAUUGUGAGUGAAAUUCGAGCCGCUGUAAAAGAACAAACGGGCUACGAAUGCUCAGCCGGAAUUGCACACAAUAAAAUAUUGGCAAAGCUUGUGUGUGGAAUGAACAAGCCAAAUAAACAGACCAUUUUGCCAUUAAAACACAUUCCAUUCUUGUUCAAAGAUCUUCCAGUUCGAAAGGUGCAAGGUCUGGGUGGAAAAUUUGGUGAACGAAUUUGCGAAGAUCUUGGCAUUCAACACAUGGGUGAUUUGGUUCGAUUCUCAAAAGAAGAGCUUCAACGUCGCUAUGACGAACGAAAUGGACAAUGGCUAUACAAUAUUUCACGUGGCAUUGAUCUCGAAGCGGUUACACCGCGAUUAGUGUCAAAGAGUAUUGGCUGCUGCAAAAAGUUUCCGGGCAGGAAUGCAAUUACAGCGAUCACAACGUUGCAACAUUGGCUGCAUGAAUUGGCCAAAGAGAUAACCGAACGGCUCGAACAAGAUGAGAUAGAAAAUAAUCGACGUCCAAAGCAAAUGGUUGUGAGUUUCAUUCAAACUAUAAAUAAUGCAGACGUUUCAAGUUCAAGAACGGUCAAUUUGGUAGCUUUCGAUGAAGAAAGACUCGUUGGCGAUGCAAUGGAUGUGUUGAAGAGAAACACAGACAAAUUCUUCAAAUCGGCCGAUAAUUGUCACAUUUUAAACAAUCCCAUCAAAUUUCUCGGACUCAAUGUUGGAAAAUUCGAAAGUACCGAGGUGAAAAAAGGCAACACCAUACAGGAUAUGUUUCAGCGAACAAUUGAGAAUAAGAAAAAUCAAGCAGAAGUUAGUGAUAAGCUGGAGAAGAACAUAGAAACAUCGAGCACAAAUGCAGAUGUACAAGAACAUGCAAAAGAAGAAAAAGCGAAAAAGGAAGAGCCAAAGGAAUCGUUCAUUGCCGAAUAUUAUCGAAUGAAACAGGUCAAAUUGGCUGAAGAAGCAGCAAGAAAAGCCGAAGAAGAAGGUGAAGAAGAGGAGGAGGAGGAAGAAGAAGAAGAAGAUGCAACAACGUCAGAUACAAAGGGUGAGCCCGAACACAGUGACGAAGAAAAUACAUUCAACAAUGAAAUGCUCAUGGAUGAAUUGGAAGAACAUAAUCAAACGGUGCAACAAACAGAGCGUUCUUCCUCGCCAGUCCCAUCCACAUCAACUAAAGUAGAUUAUUUGCAGACCUACGCAGAAUUCUAUCGUCCACCCGAUCUACCAAAGGUCGAGUGUGAACAGUGUGGUAAAAAGGUGAUGGCACAUGAACUUCAAAUACACAACGAUGAACAUUUUGCUUUUGCAUUGACUCAAGAGCAACGCGCUGAGUUCCAAAGCCAAUUGAAACGAAAUAUCACAUCAACGACUCCAGCGGCAAAAAAGCAAAAAACUUCGAGCAAAAACAAAAUUACAACAAAAACACCAACAAAAUCAACAUCAAUUCAAAAGUUUUUUAGUCAACCGAGUCAAGCAGACACACAAACAGCAGUACCAUUGGAUAAUACAGCAGACGAAACCGUAGAAACUGAGAAGUGUACGGAAUGUGGCAAGAACAUUCCAAUCGUUGAACUAUUCGAACAUGCCGACUAUCAUGCAGCCAAAAAAUUACAAGAUGAAUUGAUGAAAGCCGAAAUGAAUGCCAAUCGAACGAACAAUAAUACAAUUCAAAAUAGUGCGACCAAAAAUGUGAACAACGGCAAAGGAAAGAAAUCGAAAAAGAAAGCCACCGCGAAUUCAACUGCCAACAAUGCACCCAAAGCAAUGAAAAAUAUCACAUCGUUUUUUCAAAAUGGAUAGCUGCCGAGAGCCUCAUAAAUUUUAAAUAUUAUUAUAUUACAGCGAUGUUUUGAUAGUGAUUCAACACAUAAUAAAAUUAAGUUUAAAAAUUACGGGUUGAGAUUAACAAUUAUUAUUAUUUUGCUGAAAUUUUACAUGCCAUUUUUAUAAGAAAUUUCGA